AUGGUGAUGAAUAAUGAUGAGAUACGCACGAUUGUUGGAAUCAUUGGGAAUGUCAUCUCUUUCGGCCUGUUUAUCUCUCCCUCGCCUACGAUAUGGAGGAUCUUCAAGAACAAAUCAGUAGAGGAAUUCUCACCAGAUCCUUACAUCGCCUGUGUCAUGAACUGUUUGCUAUGGAUCUUCUAUGGCUUACCUAUCAAUCAUCCAGAUAGCACUCUUGUCAUCACCAUUAACGCCAUAGGGCUUGCAUUGGAGCUCAUCUAUCUCAGUUCAUUCCUCUUAUAUGGCAAUAAUAGUCAUAGAAAAAAGAUAUUCGGGUUUUUAGCAGCCGAGCUUGUUGGCCUUGGUGUUAUUGCAGGUUUGGAUUUAGGAUUGUUCCAUACCCAUGAUGCUAGAUCAACUUUCAUUGGGAUCUUCUGUAUUGUAUUCGGAAUCGGGAUGUACACUUCCCCUCUAACUAUCAUGUGGAAAGUAAUAAAAACAAAGAGCGUCGAAUACAUGCCAUUCUAUCUUUCAUUAGCUGCGUUCUUAAAUGGUUGUUGCUGGACCACUUAUGCUCUUCUUAAAUGGGAUUGGUUCAUUCUGAUUGCGAAUGGUAUUGGGGCUCUUUCUGGGUUUGUGCAGCUUGUUUUAUAUGCAAUUUUCUGGCGAACAACUCCAAGGAAGAGCAAAACGCCGGCAACUGAAGUACAGAUGGCUUGA
This is a messenger RNA of Lactuca sativa (garden lettuce), 699 nucleotides long. RefSeq names its product bidirectional sugar transporter SWEET6a. Gene Ontology annotation, molecular function: sugar transmembrane transporter activity. Gene Ontology annotation, biological process: carbohydrate transport. NCBI's taxonomy places the organism in Eukaryota, Viridiplantae, Streptophyta, Magnoliopsida, Asterales, Asteraceae. The record is from RefSeq and is a predicted model, not a curated record. Gene Ontology annotation, cellular component: membrane.